GAUAUGCUUGUUUGUAUCCCGCAGCCACUACCCUUUGACAAUAUAAUUGAACCGGACUAUUUCAGUGCUUUCAAAAAGGACGAAAUCGGUACAGUUCUGGGAGGGAUACAUAUUUAUCUGAUUCAUUAUGUAGGAAUGUAUAGAUGUGCCACGACAGAUCAGUUCUCCAACUAUUCAAACAUAAGUUCCAUGAAGCUAACGUUUGCUAGCUAGUGCUCAACACAUGUUAGUGUGGCUAUUGUAUAUUGAACGCCUAUUAAUCAAGGAGUAUGUUGCGUCUUGGACGGUUGACGUGAAUGAAGAUUCCAUCUGCAAGAAGUUGGUACAUUGUUGCCUUGAAUCACCUGUUUUCUUUGAAGAAUUUCAACUUGAUUAUAUUACCGAUAGUAAAUAGCGACCAAAGGAAUACAAAUAAUUGCCUAGAUUUGUCUAAUCAAAGAAUAAAGAUGAACGUCAUAGAGGUGGAGGAUCAUAUUUCAAUGAAAUAUGAAAUAAAGAGAAGACUUGGAAAAGGCGCAUAUGGGAUUGUAUGGAAGGCUGUGGAAAAACAGACAGGAGAAGUUGUGGCUGUAAAGAAAAUUUUUGAUGCCUUCAGGAAUAGAACUGAUGCCCAGCGGACAUUCAGAGAAAUAAUGUUUCUUCAGGAAUUUGGAGAUCAUGACAACAUCGUCAAAUUGCUGAAUGUCAUCCGAGCUCAAAAUGACAAAGAUAUUUACCUGGUCUUUGAAUACAUGGAUACUGACCUGCACGCUGUGAUAAAGAAAGGCAACCUGCUGAAAGAAAUCCAUAAACGCUAUGUCAUGUAUCAACUCCUCAAAGCCACCAAAUACCUGCACUCAGGCAAUGUCAUCCACAGAGACCAGAAACCCUCCAAUAUUCUGCUUGACACGGAUUGCUUUGUGAAGUUGUGUGACUUUGGUUUAGCAAGGUCCCUCUACCAGAUUCAGGAAGAUUCUGGGAACCCAGCCCUGACAGAGUAUGUGGCAACGCGUUGGUACAGAGCUCCUGAGAUCCUGCUGGGCUCGUCAAGAUACACAAAGGGAGUGGACAUGUGGAGUAUUGGAUGCAUCCUGGGAGAGAUGCUGCUGGGAAAGCCCCUUUUCCCUGGAACUUCCACUAUCAACCAGAUAGAGAGAAUAAUGAGUGCCAUUCCACACCCCAGCCCAGAAGAUAUCCUUUCAAUAAAAUCUGAGUAUGGUGCAUCUGUGAUUCAGAGAAUGCUACUCAGACCCUCGGUGUCUUUAGAGGAGCUUCUGCAGCCGUCUGUGCCCUCUGAUGCCUUAGACCUGGUGUGUCGACUGCUGGUGUUCAACCCAGAUAAAAGGCUGACUGCUGAACAAGCCCUACAGCACCCAUACGUCUCCAAGUUCCACAACCCAGCCAAGGAGCCAGCUCUAGACUAUGACGUGAUCCUGCCUGUAGAUGAUGAUGUUCAGUUGUCAGUGGUCCAGUACCGCAACAAACUCUAUGAGAUGAUUCUAGAGAAAAGGACCACAAGGAGAAUGCCACGGCAUGUCCAGCCAAAGCCCAGGAAGAAAGAUGAGUCUGCGUUGGGGUGUAAAAGCGGUGACCAUGGAAGGCAAUGGCCCAAUGAGAAGGACAAAGAACGUUCAGAACCAGUCCCCCUGGCUGAUGACUGUGGAGGGGACCGUGGGGUUAAAAAUCUUCAUUGUAAGACAGAGCACCAGGCUGUUCAUCCGGUUAUCAGCGUACAAGCCCCAGCACCUGUGUCCACCCAGCCGGCUCUGGAGAAAACUAGCCCCACAGCUAACGCCGUCAUGGGAAAGACCACAUAUAAUCCCAUCACACAUGUUGCCAAUGGUUUUGUUAGAAGUCCAGGUGGACCACCUCACUUUUUUAAUUCCAGUAGUUCGGCUGUCAACACAAAUCAAAUGAGCAGUGAAACUGUAACUGCGCCACGACCAGAAGGCUCUAACAGCAACAUUGUUUCCAUGGAGCAGAUUCUGCAGCGAGGUCGCUCAGCCCCUGCCAGUCGCACCCGGUCCUUCUCUCUGACCCUCUCCUCACCCCAGAACAACCCGCUGGUCCGCAGAGAUGAGCCCUCCGUGUCCUCUGUGAUAUGCGUCACCUCUGCACGCCUGAACCAGCGGUCCCAGUCUCAGACACAAGAUGCGCGGCCCCCACCACCCAGGUUCAGUAAGAAGGUUUUUCAGAGUAAUGCCAAUGUGGCGGCAGCUGGGGAUCCCCGGGCCAAACUGGGCAGCUACUCUCAGGCCUACGGCACUAUCAACAAGACAGAGCUGGACAAUCUCAUGAGGAGUCGACACCAACAUUAACCUUCACGCUACACUGGAAUGUAUGGGACACUGAAGGCAUUGGAAACUGACGUCAGAUGUAACAAAAGACAAGGGGACUGGGGACCUGGUAGUGAAAUGUUUGUGGAGCAGAAUAUGCUUGCAGUAAAGAAAGUUAAUUAGUUUAACCAUACAGAUUUAAAUAACCAUG
Esox lucius (northern pike) is the source of this 2466-nucleotide messenger RNA. It is a transcript of the gene mapk15, whose product is annotated as mitogen-activated protein kinase 15. Gene Ontology annotation, cellular component: nucleus; cytoplasm. Lineage: Eukaryota; Metazoa; Chordata; Actinopteri; Esociformes; Esocidae. Bases 297 to 2297 code for a protein of 666 amino acids. Gene Ontology annotation, molecular function: MAP kinase activity; ATP binding. The record is from RefSeq and is a predicted model, not a curated record. The transcript is spliced from 14 exons. Gene Ontology annotation, biological process: intracellular signal transduction; protein phosphorylation.